Paramuricea clavata is the source of this 333-nucleotide messenger RNA. NCBI's taxonomy places the organism in Eukaryota, Metazoa, Cnidaria, Anthozoa, Malacalcyonacea, Plexauridae. The record is from the annotation of a GenBank genome assembly.
AUGUCAUUCAACGAAAAGGAGGUUGGAGAGAUUGCUGAUAUAAUUAGCGAUCUCAGUAGUUCUUCUCAGCCAAACAUUAGUGAAAGCAGUAGUCAAGAAACUAAAGCUGCAGGGAAGAAAUUAUUAGAGCUGGAUGGAGAGAUCGGUGUCUUAAAAAGUCAAUUGUUUGUCCCCGUGACAAACUUUGCUGUGAGAUGUACAGGUUACGUGGUCGAUGAUUCCUCGUCGACAGUCGCUCGUGGAUUUUUGUUCAGGGUAAUCCCAAAAGAUCGAGUACAUUGGCAUUGCGAAGACAUCGAAGUGCGAGAGUCCGACGAUAAUCAGACUAGGUAA